Molecule: messenger RNA, 4157 nt
Organism: Bolinopsis microptera
Lineage: Eukaryota; Metazoa; Ctenophora; Tentaculata; Lobata; Bolinopsidae
Exons: 25
Coding region: 2-3463 (1153 amino acids)
Source: RefSeq, a predicted model, not a curated record
CAUGUCGAGUACACGUUCCACACAAAGUAUGACUUCCAGCAGUGCCAGCAGUAUCUCUAACAACCCCUCUGCUAAAAACAGAGGCUGUAUCAACUGGUGCUCCUUCUUCAGCUCCACUACUGGUUCCUUCAUGAACACUUCGGGGUCUGUGUCAGGGUCGCUGGAGGAGAUUUAUCUGUCUAGGUUCCAUCUGGCUGUCUCUCAGUCAAUUGUGUCUGAUUUGGAGAGUUCCCCGGGGAGCAACACAACCCAUCCAAACAACCUUCUCAAGUUCGACUCUCUAGCACGGGCAGGGUCACGAGGAGGCGGUCACCACCUACCAAGUCAGGAUAGUGAAAGUAGCUGGACCAGCAACCUAACCGGCUCUUCUCAUCACUCUAAGGCACUGAGUUCGUUCUCACAGUUGAGCAGCAUAGCAAACGUUGACGGAGUAAACAACGCCCUCGACAGUCUACCAAUGACAGCAACAGAUAUCCUGUACAACCUAGGAUUUGCCGCUAGUGACACGACAGUGCAAGUUCCCCCUCGUUUCCUGGGCGUUACUCACGCUAAUUUGGGAGAUUGGAACGGUCAAGUGAACUGGUCUGACCAGACAGCGCCUAUCUCUAACUUUGAUUACCUGUUUAACAUGAUGGAUGAUACUCCCGCAAUGGAGGAGGAGGUUGUGGAUGAUAUGAGCAUGACAGAUACCUCUUACAAAUCCGCCCACAGUUUUAACACCAGCAGAGGGGAAUCCUCGAAUAGCAGUUUCGAAAACUGUCCAAUUCGCCCUUCAGCCAAGACAUCAGGAAGCACAUCCAGCAGCAGUCACUCCAACAAACAAGUGCCAGUCCAGAGAACACCCUCCACUUCGUCAUGGUCUUCUAAUGGUAAACGUCCCAAGAUGAUCAGGUCCCAUUCUCUGCCGGAGAUUUAUUCUAAGACUGCGGUGGUUCAGGGGAGUUCUAAGGAUCAGGGUGGUGUGACGGCGGAUAAAUCUUUUCCAAAGACGAUGAAACUGAAAAGACACAGGUCCCAGUUAUGUCUCCAGCAAUCAUUUGAUACAAUAACUGAGGAAGAAGAGGAAAUCGUACAUGGUACUGGAGCGCCAUCUACUUUUGAGAAACUAGAAACUAUCAAGGGCUCAUUCAGUCAAUCAGUAGACUCAGUAAUAAACCUCCACGGAAGUGCACCAGUUAAACCCUCCACUCAGUUCAACACGAGUAUCAAUGAUAUGUUAGUGGAGAAUACAGAGUAUGUUGGUGAUAACGCUGAUAAUGCUGAUCCUUCUGAUUACUCACUUGCUGAGACGACUGAGAAUACUACUGCAAGUGUAUCAUUAUCUAGUGAAAAGAAAUCUGCAAAACUUAAACGGCAAAGUUGCGAAGAAGUGUAUCAGGACCUUUUAUGUGAACCGACCCCUUGGGACGAACUGAAGAACAAGCUGGAGGCGGUGGAGAGAAAGAGCUGGAAUAAUUCCUACAGUCUUAUCAGGGAGAGAAGGAAGAUGUUCUCUAAACUGAAGGGAUCUCAUGUCUCUUUGCCCGGCUGCAUUGGCCAAUCAGAGAGGGUAAUCCUGCCGGUGCGACGCUGUAUAACACUGUGUGCAGAACAGGAAACUGAAACAGACACCAGUGAGAGCCACAGCGAGGUUUCUGUGAAUACCAAAAGGAGUGAACCAAGAGAGAAGACUACCAGUAUAUCCAGUAUAUCCUUACCUUUCUUUGAGAGUGACAACGAUGCAACAAGUGCUACAACUAUAGAUUCAGACAGUGCCUGGUUCGCUCCAGCUAUCACUGUUGAGCAGUUUGUUACGGAGGAUAGUAUAGAUGAGAUUCCAAACUUCGCCCCACAAGAUGGUCAACUCUCUCUACCUUCAUUUAAUGGACGACCAACGUCGCCAGCUCUAUCAAACGCGAGUGAAGCUACCCUUAUACCGGAGGACGAAGAUAUUGAACAAGAGAAGCUGGAGAAAUCAGAGGGUAUAGUCGAGCUAGAAAAGCCCGCUCAACCAUCAACUAGCACAGCAACCAAGCAAGUUCCCCGGACUGGUCGACUGAAGAAGAUGAAGUCGAAUGUGAUCUUCAGUUCGCUUCAUGACAGUUAUAACUCACCCUUUUAUAUCUACACUCCUAAACUUGGGUUUCGUAAGCGUUCAUCGUCGAUGCCCCUGCUUUACAAGCCCACUUUGGUUCGGAGCAAAUUGAGGAGGGCUGUAACGGACAGCCCACACUCCUUAAAUAAUAUCAUCGAGGAAUACGAUGCAGAUGUAGAUGAUGACGAGUUGAUGUGUGAGCAGGAAGAGUGGGAUAGCCGGAUCUACAUCAACAUUCUCAAAUCUAUCACAAGCAGUUCUAAUGAGAACUUGUUGAAGCAGAUAGAGGAUAGGGUGGAGGGAACAUCGGACGAAGUAUUAAAAGUGAAGAGAAACGGAAGGAGGAAGAAAGCUUCCUUUUCUAAAAGCGGUGACGAGGAGAUACCUACAUCUAGUGGCGGAGAAAACAAGUCUGAUCUUUUAGCUGUGAAGCCUAGACGAAAGCGACGGCGGAGCCGCGACAAGAAGAUGGACACAGACACCUCCUACUUAUCACCAGCAAUCAGCCCUUAUGAGCACCAAACGUCAGAUCAGAUUAUCAGUGACAGAUCUUCAAUGAAUACUACUCCAGAACCACCUCAAACCUACAACCUACUCUCUCCAAAACCAACCCUGGAACCAUCACCUCACCAAACUAAUCGCUGUGAAGAAUCAUAUCUGAAGGAGGGGACAGCUGACUUGGUUCCUCAAGAAAAUACAUUAAAUGGAGAAGUCCAGAUGGAUAAACCAAAUGAAGCUAUCGUUACUGGUAAUCGUUAUAAUGCUGAAGAUAGAUCAGCUGCAGGACAAGUAUCAAAGCCAAUAUCAUCAAGUUGGAGCUUGGAUUCAAAGCAAAGGGAAGUUCAGAGGAAGGGUAAUAGCCCGGGAAUAAAGAGUCGCCCAUUGGCUGCAUUACCUAUUGUUACAGACGAAAGACUGUCAGACAUAAUUAAGAAGGACGAGGUAAGAGAAAACGACCUGGAGAAACCAGAAUCACUGCAGCAGGAGACUGUAAUUUCUACCGAUAAGGGGAACCAAAGUGUAGAAGACGAGACUGACCUGGAGAGGACCCCUGCUAAUUUGGAGUGGGAGCUAAAGGUAUUGCGGGACGUCAUUGAACACUUUGAACAGGAUUACGCCAAAACUGAGCAGAUUUUGGAGGAAAAACGGAUCAGAGAUAAGCGAAUCAGGAUGGAAAUCAAGAUGUUGAAAACACAAAUAGCAGUUCACAAGAUGGAAAAGAGGCUAUGCGGAGAGCAGUUCCAACCUGUACUCACCUCCACUCCCCGUACUAAACCUCUUUCACCCAACACUGUUAAGAGUCACAAGUGUCAGGGGUCUGUUAUUGCGCGGAGGAAGAACUCUUUGAAUCAUUUUCUUAUCAAUGAGAGUUGUUUUGUUGAGAAAUAGCACGCGUUUUGUUUAGGUAUGACUGAUCAGUUUUGAUUGUUGUGUUUUUAUGUUCUUGGCUGUGACAAAAGAACAAAGUUGACGAUGUGCUCUUUCAAUAUGACCAAAAGAAAAAGUUGACGAUGUGCUCUUUCAAUUUUAUCAGUUAUCAAGCUAGGUUGCCUUGUGAAAAUCAGUUGUAGCAACCGGAACUGUUUGUUUUUAGAUGUUGUAUCAAUUGUUGUUGAUGGUAAUGCUAAUUUGAAUUGCACUAAUUCGCAACCUCAAAGACUUCCAACUACUCACCAAAACGCAAUUUGGAACAGCUGAUAGUUUUUUUUUUGCUACGGUAAUAUUAUUUGUCAUUAAAAAAUUUUAAAGCUCAUUUAACUUGAAUGCUUCGCUUGCUGUGUGCUUUGUUAUAUUAUGAAUAGCACUUCCAUUACAUUCAAUGUAUUUAUGUUAUUCGUCAAGUUUUGUUGUGUCAAAUCGCUGCUUUCAGAGUUUCAUAUACAAUUCAGAAUUCCAGAAGAAUCUAUAAUAUUUCAAAACUAUUUUUUAAAUUUUCAGUGAAUGUCAAAAUUAAUUUAUUAUUCUUUGACAAACGUUUACUAGGUUAAGUAAUGUAUAGAUGUAAAGUUUAAAUCGUAAUAUAAUAGCGAUUCAAAAUAAUUCGCACAAGGUACUUCAAUAUGAUAAAGAAUAAAGAUUUGUC